UGCGUAAGCAACCUUGCUGGGGAAGAAAGAAAAUGGCUUGUAUUGAGUUUUCUUUUCAUGUGCCAAGCCUGGAGGAGCUUGCUGAAGUUUUGCAGAAGGGCCUGAAGGCCAACUUUGCUGAUGUUCAGGUCUCUGUUGUUGACUGCCCAGAUUUAACAAAGGAACCAUUUACCUUUCCUGUAAAAGGCAUCUGUGGGCAAACUAGAAUUGCAGAAGUAGGAGGUGUGCCUUACUUAAUGCCUCUUGUAAACAAAACAAAAGUUUAUGACCUAAACCAGAUUGCAAAAGAAAUAAAGCUGCCUGGAGCGUUUAUCCUUGGAGCAGGGGCAGGUCCAUUUCAGACGCUUGGAUUCAAUUCUGAGUUCAUGCCAAUUGCUCAAACAGCAAGUGAAAACAAACGUCCUGUGAAUGGAAGUUACUUUGCCCGAAUUAACCCUGGGGAUGGCAGUUGCCUGCUGGAGAAGUACAGCCAAAAAUACCACGGCUUUGAAUGCGCACUAUUGGCUAAUCUUUUUGCCAGCGAAGGCCAACCUGGCAAGGUCAUUGAGGUACAAGCCAAGAGAAGAACGGGACAGCUCAAUUUUGUGGCGUGCAUGAGGCAGACUCUAGAGAAGCAUUAUGGAAACAAGCCUGUGGGAAUGGGAGGCACCUUCAUUGUGCAGAAGGGGAAAGUCAAGGCCCACAUCAUGCCAGCAGAGUUUUCUUCGUGCCCGUUGAACUCAGAUGAAGCUGUCAAUAAAUGGCUACAUUUUUAUGAGAUGAAGGCUCCCUUGGUUUGUCUGCCAGUUUUUGUCUCCAAAGACCCGGGGCUUGACUUGAGACUGGAACACACUCAUUUCUUCAGCCAUCACGGAGAAGGAGGGCAUUACCACUACGAUACUACCCCAGACACAGUGGAGUAUCAUGGCUACUUCACACCUGCACAGUUCCUCUAUCGAAUUGAUCAGCCCAAAGAGACCCAUGCGUUUGGGAGAGAUUAAAGCGGCCGAUGCUUGCUUAGAAGAAGAAAUAAUUAGCUAAGGUAGAAUCACUAACGCAGCAACUGAUACUAAUUCCAAAACCCAGUACAGGGACAGGGAGAGCGCUUCCCUAGCAAGCCAACCCCAGCUGAAUCCCCAGCACAGAAGGGACAGUGCAGGCAAUGUGUGGCAUCUGAAGCGCAAGGGUAUGGGUUCGUGACGUUCAUAUCUUGCAUCUUCAUGUGAAGGAGGUUAUUGGGAACAAAGACAGCUAAUUAGGCAUACCUCUUGGUCCUUAAACCUCACCUUACGCCAGGGCCCCAACAGGGACUUAGCGGGAUGAUGGGGAAGAUGUGGGAAGAUGUGAGAACCCUGAGACCUGCUUGUUACUUUUCCCAAUGUGACUACAUCCAAGAAAUCUUUUCAUGCUUUUCAAAACAAUGGCACUAUGGCUGUGUAAUGGUGGUUAGUGCGUGGUGAUGGUUAGAAAACUCCGUGAUGCUCUGCACUAUAGAACCCGUGAUCAUGAUCCAGAAAUCAACUCUCCAACCUGGAUAACAUUGACGAGGGGAGGGUUCAGGAACGCCCUGGAAUUAAGCCGUAAAUGUUCUGAUUCUUUAUAAUGCACGUGUUUUGCGAGUUUAAAUUCCCAAAUUAUUUUCAAAUAAACAUGAUUUUGAGGCAAAACUGAAUAAA
Molecule: messenger RNA, 1655 nt
Organism: Phodopus roborovskii (desert hamster)
Lineage: Eukaryota; Metazoa; Chordata; Mammalia; Rodentia; Cricetidae
Gene: Bkgd
Product: chromosome unknown C11orf54 homolog
Exons: 8
Coding region: 33-980 (315 amino acids)
Cellular component (GO): nucleus
Molecular function (GO): hydrolase activity, acting on ester bonds; zinc ion binding
Source: RefSeq, a predicted model, not a curated record